Molecule: messenger RNA, 6397 nt
Organism: Dreissena polymorpha
Lineage: Eukaryota; Metazoa; Mollusca; Bivalvia; Myida; Dreissenidae
Exons: 5
Coding region: 1491-2405 (304 amino acids)
Source: RefSeq, a predicted model, not a curated record
UUCAGUAGAUAAUUACAGUCAAGACAUAUAUGUCAGCGGUGCGAUAAUAAAUACAAUUAGUAAAAAUUAUUUUUCAAUCUAUGUUAAUGAGAAAUAAAAAAACUAGGCACAUUUCGGAUUACAAAUUACGACCGUAUGUGUAAGUUUUAAGUCAAUUAGAAGGAUAAUUAAAGUGCAUAGAUGACUUUUGAUUUCAGAUGCGUUUUGGUACAGAGCAAAACUUCUGCUGUUAAAAUUUGGAUUAAUUUAAUGCAAUUGUUUCGGUGGAAAUUGUUUGCCUCCUGAUGUGUGCAAGUAAUAACUGAUUAAAACUCAAUAACAACGCUAGUUAGUAAUUUAAAAGCAUGAUUUAAUAUGUGUGUCUAGUAUGACAAUUGUUAUAAGCACUUUGAAAAAAAACUAAUAAAGACAUGAUGAUUUAUAUUAAUAAAUAAAACGGACAAAUGAGACAAAAUAAGGGAUCUAACGAAGAUAUCGAGAUAACAUUAUGUAUAUUAAAGUUGAUUUUGGAAUUAAAAUGAGCGAAGUAACUUGAUUUGAAUUGGGUGAAGUUUUUGUUUAACUGCAAAGGCGGAGGAUGAUAUGAGAAUAGUUAUAGGCCUAUAUAGGAACUGUUAUUAUCGUGGGAUUGUUGGGUAGUUAAACUACGUUGAAAAGGCAAAAAAGCUAGGGACACAUUUCAGAGAGAAAUCUAUUCUGGUGAAGAAAUUUAUUUGAACUGCCCUCUGGAAAUAACGUUAAGGAAAAAGAUAAUAUAAAUUAUUUGAAACAAUCACGAGAAAACAAGCAAUAUAGAAACUAAUAUUGGUGCUUGAAAGAAGGUAUUGUUCUCUAAAUGGGCAUACCUUUUUGACAAUUAAAAUAUCAUCAUUUUGGGUAAAUAUUUUACUGUCUUAAAAGCUUAAUUUCAUUAAGGUCAGAAAGAACAAUUGAAGAAUCCCCAACGGGUUUCAAUGAUCGUAAAAUAUAAAUUAUUACAAGACACUUUGCAUAUGAUCUACGUAUAUACUAUAUCGAAAACGGUCAUAAAACCAAGGUUUAAUAUUAAUUAAACUAUGAGCAUAUAAUGUAAACUUCUCGUGUGGGUGAUUGUGUGCCCUUAUGUCCUAUCAAAGUACACUGAUCGGUUUAAAUGGGAAGUAUCGGGGUAAGUGUUUAUUUAAAUGUGUACGCUUAUAUGAAUGUGAAAACAACAUGUUAAAUGAUGAAUUAAUAUUUGUAUAAGGAAUGCGGAUAAUAUACAGUUGUAAAUAAAUAUCGGAAUACCCAUAAAACCAACGCAACAAUCAAAGCGUUGACUGUGCAUUAAAUAUUGAACUAUUAAGCGGAUACUGGUGCGAUUUUUCACGUUGUGUGUUGCACGUUGUUUUCCCCUGCUGGAGUUACGUGUGAUUGAGUUCUCGUGUGUCCGUUCGCCCGUCAGUCUGUGUGCACAGUAUUGGACAUUUUGCAAUGGCCAGUAUUGCACACUCUUCUGCUCCCUAUGAAUUAUGAAGAAAGGAGAGGUUCCAGACAUAACCAUAUGCAGGUUGUUGACGCUGCUGCUCAUCGUGCUGGUUGGAGUUGGAAGCGCUGCUAAUCAGGUGAAUGGUGCCAGUUUAGGAAAGGUUCAUCAUAUUCUUCAAAAAAAACCUCAGUGGCAAAAGGACGGUAGUAAAGCUAGCCCAGUCCAAGACGGUGACAUCUAUAAGGUGAUUGAGCACGUGCGAAAGGAGAUGAAUAGUUUUCCUCAUCAGGUCGGCACGACGCAAAUACGGUUUCACAGACUAAAAAGUGUCUGCACGGAGGGAUUCGUCAAAGUGACAAGUAAAGGCAAAAAUAACAUGAGUGCUAGUGGGAAAUUGCGUGAACUCGGCGAGGAUUUCAGUUACCUGAAGUUUGUUUCCAAACCCAACGGCAAUUUCAGCAUAGUAUCCCUGGCAACUGAUCUGACGAUAUGCUUAGACAAGCGUUGGAAGCCAGUUGCAACAAGCAAAACGGACAAGAAGAAUUUGAUGACGUGCGAAUUUCAAGAAGUGUACGCGGAGGACAUGAAAAAUUUCCACUAUAGAGCAGCCGUACAAACGAGACAUGAAAAAUAUCUUGGUUUCAACAGCCAAAAGGGUAUGCGGGCAAAAGAUAUAAACAACAUGAAAAACAGGAAGAAAAAGGACUGUUACACGUUCCGAAAGGAGGAUGUGCCGCAGGAUUAUAUUGAUAGCUUAAAAGAACGCAAACGCGAGCAGACUAGACAUAAGGACAAGAACACUGUUAAAUCCCAGUCAGUGAAAAACUGUCAACAAACGCCCGGUCAAGGGCCGCCGGGAGUGAAUUUCUGUGAUAGACAAAGUUUGCAAUCGCUUAUUAGCGGUAAUCUAGAAAGCGUGAGGCAUGGGCAAAAUCACAAAAGACAUCGAAAUGGCUGAAAAAUAUGCGGAAGGUUGUACAGCAACUUCGGAUAGGAUAUUAAAUUGUAUACAUUGUGUAUAAAUUAUUGUAAAAUAUGUGACGCCAUCCGUAGACGUGACAUGAUCAAUGACGUUGGGGUGAGAUCUUAUACGUAAAAUCACCAGCAGUGUUCAUGAACAAUAAGCCACAAUGCAGUUAUGGUCAGUAAUUUGUGGGGAUUUACGUUAUUUAAAGUGUCGAAGAAAUUAUGCGACGUCAUUUCGUUCAGUGCGCCUCUGGUAAAGGAAAUACCUGCGGAAACGGCAGUGCGGUUUCGAAUUGAGUCUAGAUUCAUUAACUGUACAAUCGCAUAUUCAAACCGUUGGACCAACUACUGACAAUUGAGGGGAAGUAACCAAAUUUAAUGCAGGCUACACACCACUUAAUCGACGCGGCCAGUCAAUAACUAUUUCAAGCAUGCAAGGACUAAAAUAAAUAUAAAAUGGUGCUGAUGGAAUUCAAUUCCAACGUAAAUAACGUUUGAAAUAUUAAUUUUGCAUUUACACUGAAUAAAAUACAUAUGCUUCUUUUUUUAAAUAAGACUACUAAAGUGUAAAACUUGCUUUUUUAAUCCGGUUUCGUUUUGUAAAGAAGCAAAAUAAUUUCGUGACGUCAUUCUCCAGUCAAAAAGUGACGUAACUUUAAAACUGAUGUAUAUUGAGGCGGUCUGCAUGCAUGGUUUCGAUUCAUUCGAACCAAUCGUCUUGUGUAAACAUGAACUGGAAUUUUGCUUUUUUUAUGAAAUGUCAAAAUAGCGGAAAUAAGCGGGUGUAUUCAACAACUUCCAAGGUUUCACAAACAAUGUUCAUUUCCCAUACGUAUCGAUAUUUAGAUUAUGUGUCAACAAAGCUUGCAAACACAUUGAGUCGCGUUCUUAGAAAAUUGGACAUAAUGCAUGUGCGUAAAGUGUCGUCCCAGAUUAGCCUGUGCAGUCCGCACAUGCUAAUCAGGGACGACACUUUCCGCCUUAACUGGAUUUUCGUGUAGAAGAGACUUUCUUUAAACGAAAAAUACCAUACAAGCAGAAAGUGUCGUCCCUGAUAAGCCUGUGCGGACCGCACAGGCUAAUCUGGGACGACACUUUACACACAUGCAGUAUGCCAAGUUUUCUCAGAUUGCAAACACAUUUUAUUAAUUAUUUUUAAUCAUCGUUCAUUUUUUUUGUUUAUGUUUUGCUAUUUUUACAACACAAUUGUUAUAUGUUAGAACCAAAGAGCACUUUUCUAAACCUACGCUCAACGUACAAGUACACCUACAAAUGAACUGUAAGUCGACUUAUGCUAGAUUCAAUAUACCCUUUGCAUGCUGGGAAAUUUGUCGUCUGUUAAAGUGUCGUCUGCUGAAUUUCUUUAAUUAGCAUUUUCUUCGAUUUUUUUUAAAGAAUACUAUAAGAAAAGCAAACAGUUUGGAUCCUUAUGAGACGCCGCGUUCUGUGGCGUCUCAUCUGGAUCCAAACUGUUUGCAAAGGCCUUCAAAAUUCGGUUCCAGCACCGAAAGAGUUAAGCCAACACAAUAAAGCAGUACAGGUCUGUUGUAUGUAAUAAAACUCGAAUCUUAGCACGGGGUCCAUAUUGAGGCCAUUUGUAUGUAAUAUGCAUUAUCCAUACGAUUGUUAAACUGUUUAUAGUUCUUCAAACAACUGACAUUUGUUAAAUUGUUAUCUUGGAUAAAACAAUCCAUACAUUAAUAAGAGCAUGUUAAGUUCGCUCUAUUUCAUUUGGUGUUUAUGUUUUCAAGUCGUCACCUGUUAUGAUGCCAUACUUAUUUGUAAAUAGAUGUGUUAUAUGUUUCGUAUUCCUUACGUAUUUUAAAUAGGCCAGUAGAAUGCAUCACCACGUUGAUGAAAAAUCAAGGUAAUACUGAAUGUUAGUAACUAAAAUGCUCUGUCGGAAAAUAUGACUGAAAUAGAGUGUUAUGGUUUUAAGCAUUCGUUACUCGCUGAUUAUUUAUUCCCAGUGAAUUAGCUCUGCUUUUCAGUACAAGCAGUAUUUUUAUAUGAAAAAGACGUAAUCGACGCCAUGAUGCCGUAACAUCUUUUUCUAAAGGAACCCCAGUUUAUGUUACCGAAGCUGUUUAUUUGUUGUAUUAGCAGUAUGUAUUAUGUAAAGAAAUCUGAAACAUAAAACAUUCUUAAUAUUCCUUUACGUAACAUUUCAAAUUUUUCCCAUUUAAAACUUUUUUAAACAUUAAUCAUGAUAUGAGAGAUCUUAAAGAAACAUGCAGCAAAAGCUUAAUUUAAAGGUAAAACAAAUAAUUAAUAAAUGCUUCCAGAAUGUUAUUUUCUACCGGCUGUCAAAUGAAAAGCAAACGUCUGAACUGAAUCAAUCAAUUUAGAUCUAUUAGCUUUAUGUUUACAGAUAUCUUCGUUUUAACAAUUAGCAAUAAUCGGCAUAUAUAUCCUUACACGGAAAUGUUAUUUAAGCAUCAAAAAGAUGUGUUGCUCUAUAGUUAUUUGUUGUGUUUUUCUUUUGGCCUUCGCAUAUAUAUUACGUUGAAUCUCAUAAUGAACUUAUCUUCAAUUGAAAUUUGUUCCAAAGUACUGGACAAUUUUUAUACGAAUAGAAACUUUCUUGUAAAGUUUGUAUUCGAAAGGGUCUGUCAGAGAGAAAAUCAUGCAGAUGCUCAGUGGCAUAUUUUCUCUCUUCAACUCGUAAACUUAAAUAUAGUCAAAAUACAUUUAAGCGUAAUAAUAUUGCGCUCGAAAUUAUUUCCGACAACCCUGGCCAUGACAAUUUCGAAUGAAACACAUGCUUUGGUAUCCAGUAAAAAUUACUGUACCAUGUUUCGAUUAGUCCGCUAUCUGUGACGUUUUUGUUUGCAUGUAUUACUUUCUACAAAAAAUCGUAAGCUGCAAUAUUUUACACGCGUCAAAACGUAUCAAAAGUGAUUGUUGUUAUUAUAUCUGACGAAAUAUAUCAUUCAUUUAAAUAGUCAUCGACAUUUUGUAAAUAAGUAUAAAAGACAUGUUCAUAUGCACUAUUAUCCAAAAUAGCAUUUAAUGUAUAUUUAAAUCAUGGUAAAUAUCAUUUGACUUGUUUCUAUUAUUUGUAAUUGUACUUUAGCUUUAAUAUUAAUGUUUAAUUUGAUCAAAUUUGAGUUGAACGGUAACGAACAACAGCUGUUUAUGUUGUUAAUAAAUAUUGUUAAACCUGCGUUCAGUGAAUGUGUACCUGUUAUCUUGCAAUAUCAACAUGCUACGUAUUUGUAGAUUAAAUAUGUAUCUGUAGUGACCAAUUUGUUACGCCCAUUAUUGCCCGUCGUAAGAAAGCUUGCAGAAUUUUGUGUUCUUGUUAUAUGGUUAUUGACAAAAUGCACAUAUUACUUUUGACUCGUUUUGUUGUUUUAUUUGUGCUUCGGUGGAUAUUUUCCAAAGGAUUUACUUUAUAUAAUAUACGUCACUUCCUUUACAAAACUUAAGGAGAGCACUAUUGUUGAGUACUGCAUAUAUCGUUAUUAACUCAGUUUUGCAGUAUUUAAUGUUAACUGUAAUCAUGUUCAAUAAAAUAUGACGCAAUGACUGUUGUUAAAAUGGUCGCGUUAUAAUCGCGGAAUUGUGUUACACGACACUAUAUUUUUGCAAAUUAGCCAUUGUGUAAAACUGAACAUCCAAUACAAUCGGCUUUCAAAGCCUCAACCAGUAAGCAUUCCGUCGAAUUUAUUAUAAACAUCUCAACUAUUAUUAACAUCAACAUUGAUAGGAAUAUCCACCAAAACAAUCAGCAAAAAGAAUGGUAUUGUAUCGUCAUGAUCCCAAUCAGUAGGGACAUGCUUUCUUACGACGUGGCCAUCGCCUAGUGUUGUCCAUUGUGUAUGCCAAAGACCAUAUUUAUUGAUUCAAGGUGUAUAUAUAAAACGAAAUGUGUUUUCAAAUUAAAGUGUACUUAUUUAUGCACCUGGCUACAGUGCAAGUCGCAUUAAAUGAAACAAAAUUAAUAAAAUUGUUACUUUAAUAUUAAACCUUUUUGUUGUU